GCAGGGCGGAGCCGGUGUCUCCUGGCUUCCGUCACGUCCGGUUCUCUGUCAGUCGUGAGCGAGCGAGCACGGGGCUGUUAAGAAGCAGGAGCGGAGCAAUGCCUAAAUCAAAGGAACUUGUUUCUUCGAGCUCUUCUGGCAGUGAUUCUGACAGUGAAGUUGACAAAAAGUUAAAGAGGAAAAAGCAAGUUACUUCAGAAAAACCUGUAAAGAAGCAAAAGACUGGUGAAACUUCAAGAGCCCUGUCAUCUUCUAAGCAGAGCAGCAGCAGCAGGGAUGACAACAUGUUUCAGAUUGGGAAAAUGAGGUACGUCAGUGUUCGGGACUUUAAAGGAAAAGUCCUCAUUGAUAUUAGAGAAUACUGGAUGGAUCCAGAAGGUGAAAUGAAACCAGGAAGAAAAGGUAUUUCUUUAAACCCCGAGCAGUGGAGCCAGCUGAAGGAACAGAUUUCUGACAUUGACGAUGCAGUGAGAAAACUGUAAAAUCAGAGCCAUAUAAACUUGUACUAGUCUAGUUGUUUUAACCUGUCUUUUUACAUUGGCUUUUGUUUUCUAAACUUUUUUCCCAAGCUAUUGUAUAUUUGGAUUGCAGAACAAUUUGUAAGAAUACUUUUUUUUUUUAAUGUGCAUUAAUUAAAAACGAUCUAAGUGAAGCUCAUUGUCAACUUCAUUAAGGAGGAUCGCUUUGUGCCCACCACCUAGUGUAAAAUAAAAUCACGUAAUACAA
This is a messenger RNA of Pteronotus mesoamericanus, 726 nucleotides long. It is a transcript of the gene SUB1, whose product is annotated as SUB1 regulator of transcription. NCBI's taxonomy places the organism in Eukaryota, Metazoa, Chordata, Mammalia, Chiroptera, Mormoopidae. Gene Ontology annotation, biological process: positive regulation of transcription initiation by RNA polymerase II. The transcript has 5 exons. Gene Ontology annotation, cellular component: nucleus; transcription regulator complex. The coding region runs from base 99 to 482 and encodes 127 amino acids. The record is from RefSeq and is a predicted model, not a curated record. Gene Ontology annotation, molecular function: DNA binding; transcription coactivator activity.